Molecule: messenger RNA, 1743 nt
Organism: Brugia malayi
Lineage: Eukaryota; Metazoa; Nematoda; Chromadorea; Rhabditida; Onchocercidae
Product: Iron-sulfur cluster assembly accessory protein
Exons: 12
Coding region: 1-1743 (580 amino acids)
Biological process (GO): mRNA processing
Cellular component (GO): cytoplasm; nucleus
Molecular function (GO): RNA binding
Source: RefSeq, a predicted model, not a curated record
AUGGGCGGGGAUGCAUUGGAAGAGCUAUUGGUAUGUGAAGGAUGGCCGAUUAAUGGAAAACAACUGAGUAAUUUUAUUGGUGAAUCAAUUUCAAAAAUACAAGAUGCUAAUCAAUUAAAGAAACAACUUCUCGAUGCUGAUUUGCGUGAAUAUGCUGUACCGUUACUUUCAGAUCGUAUCAAUAAACAAUUAGGUGAAUUUAAGGGACCUUUGGUCGUUCAAGUUGUAAAGCAACGUAAUGUUUCAUAUCCAAAGUAUAAUGAAAUAACGCAUACCGAUGGUCUUAUCAAGAUUCAGUUAAGUGAUGGUUUCUCCAGCAUUCAAGCAUUACUGUUUGAACCUAUACCAAAGUUGAACGCUGAAACACCACCAGGCACAAAAGUUUGUUUGGCUGGAAAAAUUCCAAUUGAGAAUGGAAUGUUAUUAAUAAACGAAACCAACUGCCAAGUAUUGGGUGGAAAUGUUGAAAAGAUGAUCGAGAAGUGGAACAUGGAAAAGAAUUGGCAACAGAAACCAAUACGAAACAUUGAAAGUAAUGCUCCAAAAUGGACUCAAUUUUCUAAACAGCGAUUACCGCAGUCUUGUCUUCCGGUUAAUGCCACUAAUGAAAUGUUCCGAGCUAAUGAUAUAAUUAGUGGAUUAAACAAAAAAAUGAUUGAUGAACGUGGUGAUGAUUUCAGUGCUGCUAGAAAAGCUCAAAUUGAUCAUGUUAUCGAAAAUAAUGCCAUAAAGAAAUUUGCGCGUAGUCAGUUGAAGCCCAAACCACUAGAGAAUUGUGCUUCAACUUCUUGUAACAAUAACAGCAAGAAAGAUCCGGUGAUAAAAGGAAAACCUGACACGGAAAAUAUGGAUCGACGUUCAGUCCGUGAUGACAAGAAAAAUUUGCUGCCAGUUCAUCGACCGUCGAAUCCUCCUACUCUCUAUGACUUCAUGCAGUCGAAAGUUCCCAUGCCUGAUGGAAUAUCUACAGGAUAUCAAAAUUUUGGUAACCUGCAGUUUCCGAUGGAGAAAAUUGAAACGAAUCAGCAGAAUGUCGAGACUCAAGGAAUGGAUCGACCACGAAGGGGCAGAUUUAAUGAAAGAGGAUUUCGCUAUCAGCAAACUGAUGAUAAUACUAAUGGCUCACAUAUAUUCGAGAUUUCGAACUCAAAUAGGUAUCGAAAACAAUGUAAUUGGCGAUUAGAACGUGAAAAAAACUAUGCAACAAAUAUGGUGAAUGAUAAAGUUCGAGUGAAUCAUGCGGAUGAUCAGUUGGUUUCAACGGCCAACAAAGAAUUAUCGGCACUGCAUCUUUCUUCGAUUGAUAAUGGACCGUUAGGUGUUGGUAAAGCUCAUGAUGUUCCACAAGAAAUUGUGUGUUUUGAAAAUAAAAAUCAUGGUUAUCAGCAAAAUGCAGUUCAUGGGCCAGUAUAUAAACAACAGCAACAACAACAACGACAACAACAGCGACAACAAUACCAACAGCAUCAACAGCAAUAUCAACAACAAUACCAACAACAACAGCAACGACAAAAACAGCAGCAACAACAACAACAAUCUUUCGAUAAUAGAAUGAUGAACGGAGGGAUGCUGCCGGUUUGGAAAAUUGGUGAUAAGUGCCUUGCACCAUGGAGUGAUGGCCAAUUUUAUCCAUCAACACUGGUAUCAAUGGGUCCAGCUGAUAUGUGUACCAUUGAAUAUGAUGAAUAUGGAAAUAGAAGCAGUGUGCCUGUUGGAGUACUUCUUCCAUUUCAGACAUUCUGA